This is a messenger RNA of Limanda limanda (common dab), 3136 nucleotides long. RefSeq names its product family with sequence similarity 219 member B (gene fam219b). The record is from RefSeq and is a predicted model, not a curated record. The transcript has 6 exons. The coding region runs from base 130 to 681 and encodes 183 amino acids. NCBI's taxonomy places the organism in Eukaryota, Metazoa, Chordata, Actinopteri, Pleuronectiformes, Pleuronectidae.
AAGAAGGAGGAAAUCCCAAAGAAGAAGAUCCCAAAGAGGAGGCGGAGGAGGUGUCCCUGAGGUGUCCCGGCGGUGGGAGCUGUGUCGUCAUGGCGGUGUGUUGCUGCAGACGGGGACAGUAACACAACCAUGAUGAACGACAUCAUGGAGGAGCCGGAGAAGGACCCUCUGCUGGAGCCGCAGCCACAAGUUCAGUCGGGGCCCAGUGGUGGAGCAAGACCUAAGGUGGCCGAUGGAGGCAUCAGGCCUCUGGAGAAGAGAGGACCUUACAUCAUGUCCAGAGUUCCAGCCAUCCACCUCAAACUACAGAAACACAGGGAGAUGGCAAGAAAAGCACUGAAGAAGAAAGCCCUCUCACUAGGACCUCCGGUGACGCAUCAGCCCAGACAAGGAGUCAAGAGGACGGUGAAAUAUAACAAGGGCUACGCUGCUUUGAGUCAGCAUUCUGAGGACACUCUGGUUGCACUGGACUCAGACAGUGAUGAAGAGAUCGAUUUUGAGCAGUAUUCCUCCGGGUACUCUUCAGCGGAGGUCCACCCUGAUUUAAGCAAGCAGCUGCUUCAGGACGGCUACCGCCUGGACGAGAUCCCUGAUGACGAGGACCUGGACCUGAUUCCGCCCAAAGCCAUGGGCUCCUCCAUGUGCUGCUGCUCUGAGGGCCCGUCUUGCUCCAUGCAGUGAUGCUGCUAUCCUGACUCAAACCCCUGCGAGGUCUGGUUCCAGUUCAAGUUGCUGUCUCAGGUCACUGGUGCCUGAGGCCUUCUUUCUAACCCAGCUCCCCCGCUGCGCUGCCUGAGGACCUUCAGCCCUGAAGCCAAAACUCCUGUUGAUGCAGGACUGCGUGCACCGAAACGCUCGACCCACAAGAUGUGGCAGAUGGAUGUAAGAACAAGCCUUAUCCACUGUGACCCCAAAGCUCUAGCUUUUUUCUAUUUUUUUUUUUUAUCAACCUACAGGAACCUUUACUAUGCCACUGAGUGGGAGAGAAAUUCAUCAUUUGGGACACGUCUGUGUUGAUCCAGUGCAGUUCUGGAUACCGUUGUUUCCUCUGGUUAACAGGUUUAAGCACGACAUAGUGUAUUGUGUUUUAAUGAAUAUGAUUUUUUUGUUAUGUUAACUUACUGCUAUUUGAAGCAACUCAAAUCACCCCUAACAUUACCUGACUACUUGUAAUUAUUUGUUUUAUGUCUCUAUCUUCAAAAAUAUUGUUUGAUUUUUAUUCCAAAAUGAGAUGACCACCAUUAUUAUUAUUAAUAUUAUUUGAACAAAAUAACCACAUCAAAUAACAGCGGAAAUAAUAUGAUUUUCAAUCUAACCAGAAGACUGAAUCGACAUAGGAUGUGUUGUGUUGGGACUGACUCCUUCAUUUCUCAUAAUAAUAAUACGAUUUUUCACUUGCUGAAAGAUUUAUUAUUAUUAUUAUUAAGAGGUUAGAAUAGAAUAAACCCGGCACUCGCAGAUAAUCGAAAGCCAGGAUUAGUUUGUUCUGCUAGUUUCCUAUGAUCUGACUCUUUGUGUCAAAAAUAUGAAAACAACUCAUGAUUGAUACAUGUUGUCUUUGAGUACAAUACUCUUACAAAGUGAAAUAUCCAUUGUUGGAUUAAUACCUACACUUAACCAAAAUGUUACACACGUUUAAAUGGCAGAAAAUGUAAGCAGAUAAGUUACUGAAGUGCUUUGACAGAACAACUGAUAUUUGGGCUAAGUCAGACUCUAUAUUGUAUAAAUAAGUUUCAUUCCAGGAAAAAAAUAUCUUCCAAAUAAGCUGCUACAAAAUAGACGUAAAAACUACAAAUAGUAGGAUUCCAGUUAAAGUCACCGUAUGACAUAUAUGUAUGUGGUAAGAUGUGUGUACGUUUAAAUUCUAAAAAGUUUUUUGUUUAUUUGAUUUUGCUUUAGAAAACAAAUUGUCAUAGAUUAAGUCAAGAAGAGGUUGCUGUUUUUUGCCAAGAUUGAUAUGUAGCAUUUUAAGAGUUACAUCAGAUCAUGGAUGGGAUAUUAAUCUGAAAUGUGUCUUUGUGGACACCAGACCAGAGUUAUAUUUUAUUUAUUUUUUUAAUAUUAAUUUGUUGACUACAAUAAAAACAAAUAGGUUUCACGUUCAAAACAAUAAAACCAGAUUACCAUAGAAUGGAAGUAAAUGGGUACCUCUGUUUACAGUAUGUACAACUUUAUGAACAAUAAUUCAUAUCCUUCUUAGUUUGUGUUACUGUCUGUUUUUGUUUCUUACACAAUAGACACAAAUAUGUGCCUAAAAUAGCCGUCUUUAUAAUAUUAUUUUUCCACUUAAAACAAUCUGUUGUCUCAUGUUACAACCUGUGUCAUAUUAAACUAUUGGGGUUUAUUUUGAAACUGGGCAUUAACAGAAAAUGUUUAAUUUCAGAGCAGAGCAAGUGACAGUGUUCACUUUUCAGGGGAUGUCUUUGUGUGUGAGUGUGCAACCAGCCUUUCACAUGCAUUAGUAAAAUAUAUACAAAUAAAAAAAUGGAAAUUGCACAACUGUUGAAGUGCAUAGAGGAUUUAAGUCACAACAAAUGUGUGACCAUUGUUAUACUUGCACCACACUGUCUUAGGCUGUGAGGUUAACUGUCUUAUGAAAUGAUGUAGCUGACCACUUGAGGGUUAAAACUGGAAAGAGUUUGACAUUGUGUGCUAGAAAAAAGCUGCAACCUUGAUCUGUACUCUGCAGUGUCAGGAACAACUCUCUAAUCCAUCAAGUCUUUGCAAAGAAAACGCCUGACAUUGAAAAUGUUAGAACAGUAACAUGAGCAAUGUACUUUAUCUCCGUGGUUGUAAUGUAGGCCAUUUAGGAAUAAAGGCUGAUUCCACGCUUACACUAAGUGUAGAAUCAGUGAUGAAAAGUGUAUCAACCCCCGCGGCGCCCGGAUCUGCAUGAUGCUCUUCAUGUACAUUAAAAUAUUGCACUUAACAUUAACACCAGUGGUCAGUAGCAUGUACACUUGACUUACCUGUACUAUGCAACUAUUGGGACAAUCUGCUUGUUAUACAACAUUGUGACAAUAAUGGCAUAAAGUGUUAUUAAAUGCUAAAUGCAAUAACUUCAUUUUGUUAUUUUAUGAUGGUGAACACUAAUCUUUUUUUAUUUGAUUGUACUGUGCAUUGGUUCAUUAUUAAA